This is a messenger RNA of Antechinus flavipes (yellow-footed antechinus), 3112 nucleotides long. RefSeq names its product golgi associated, gamma adaptin ear containing, ARF binding protein 1 (gene GGA1). The record is from RefSeq and is a predicted model, not a curated record. Bases 217 to 2091 code for a protein of 624 amino acids. Gene Ontology annotation, biological process: vesicle-mediated transport; intracellular protein transport. Gene Ontology annotation, molecular function: phosphatidylinositol binding; small GTPase binding; ubiquitin binding. The transcript has 17 exons. Gene Ontology annotation, cellular component: trans-Golgi network. Lineage: Eukaryota; Metazoa; Chordata; Mammalia; Dasyuromorphia; Dasyuridae.
UUGAGAGGUGGCGGGCGCCGUUUGGACUUUGACGCUCUGGCCCGCUUCCGGUCAGUCUCGAUGGUCGUGCGGGAGACGCUCUAGGCGCGCAGCCGCGCGCUCUCAUGGGUUGCCUGGGUGCUCGAUGAUCUGCUAAUCCGCCGGGGGCGGGGCCGAGCAGUCUCGCGAGAGCCCGGAGGGGGCGGGCGCGUGGUCCCGCGGCGGACGGAGCCCGAGAUGGAGCCGGAGAGUCUGGAGUCGAGGAUCAACAGAGCUACCAACCCCCUCAACAAGGAGCUGGACUGGGACAGCAUCGACGCCUUCUGCGAGCAGCUCAACAAGGAGCUGGAGGGGCCGCCCCUGGCCACCCGGCUGUUGGCGCACAAGAUCCAGUCUCCACAAGAAUGGGAAGCGACCCAGGCCCUGACGGUCCUGGAGACGUGCAUGAAGAACUGUGGCAAGCGCUUCCAUGACGAGGUCGGCAAGUUCCGCUUUCUCAACGAGCUCAUCAAGGUGGUAUCACCGAAGUACCUGGGCACCCGCACCCCCGACAAGGUGAAAGACAAGAUUCUGGAGCUGCUUUACAGCUGGACUCUAGGGCUGCCUCAGGAGGUCAAGAUCGCCGAGGCUUACCAGAUGCUGAAGAAGCAGGGGAUUGUGAAGAUCGAUCCCAAGCUCCCCGAUGACAGCCCCUUUUUAGCACCUCCCACGCGGCCCAAGAACGGGAUCUUUGAAGAUGAGGAGAAGUCCAAGAUGCUGGCCCGCUUGCUCAAGAGCUCCCACCCGGAGGACCUGCGAGCCGCCAACAAGCUUAUCAAGGAGAUGGUCCAGGAGGACCAGAAGCGGAUGGAGAAGAUCUCUAAGCGGGUCAGCGCCAUAGAAGAGGUGAAUAACAACGUGAAGCUGCUGACCGAGAUGGUGACCAACUACAGCCAGGGCGAGUCCUCGGACAGCAAUGACGAACUCAUGAAGGAGCUGUACCAGCGCUGUGAGCGCAUGAGGCCCAUGCUCUUCAGGCUGGCCAGUGACACCGAGGACAACGACGAGGCCCUGGCGGAGAUCCUGCAGGCCAAUGACAACCUCACCCAGGUGAUCAACCUCUACCAGCAGCUAGUGAAGGGAGAAGAGCUCAAUGGGGAGCCAGCCUCUGGCCGUCUUCCAGGUAGCACCUCUGCUCUCCUGGACCUCUCUGGCCUGGACCUGCCUCCAGCAGGCUCAGCCAGCCCGGCCCUCCCUAGCCUGGCCAGUGGCUUGGCCGGGCCAGAGCAGCCCACCUCACUCUCCCUGCUUGAUGAUGAACUCAUGUCUCUAGGCCUCAAUGAUCCUACACCCACCUCAGCCCCAAGCCUGGACAAUGGAGGAUGGAAUAGUUUCCAGUCAUCCGAAAGCUCAGAACUCUCCGCUGCAGCUCCCAAAGCCGAGAGCCAGCCCUUGCCCCCCGUGCCGCCAUCGUCCUCCAGCGGGCUCGAUGACCUGGACCUCUUGGGAAAGACGCUGCUGCAGCAGUCUCUGCCCCCGGAAUCUCAGCAAGUGCGGUGGGAGAAACAGCAGCCUGCUCCUCGGCUCACCCUACGUGACCUCCAGAACCAAAGCAGCGCCAGCGCCCCGUCGCUGCUUCCCAGCGGCUCCUGCGAGCCCCCCGUGCCCCCCCGACCCCCAGAGCUAGCACAGGAGAUCUCGCUGGCCAACGUCACUGUGCCCUUGGAGUCCAUCCGACCCAGCAGCGUCCUGCCCGUGACCGUCUAUGAUCAGCACGGCUUCCGUGUCCUCUUCCACUUCGCCCGGGACUCUCUCCCCGGCCGGCCUGACGUGCUGGUUGUGGUUGUUUCUAUGCUGAGCACGGCCCCAAAGCCGAUCCAGAACAUCGUCUUUCAGGCUGCUGUUCCUAAGGUAAUGAAAGUGAAGCUGCAGCCCCCCUCAGGCACCGAGCUGCCCGCCUUCAACCCCAUCGUCCACCCCACGGCCAUCACGCAGGUCCUGCUGCUUGCCAACCCCCAGAAGGAGAAAGUCCGCCUCCGGUACAAGCUCACCUUCACCAUGGGGGACCAGACCUACAACGAAAUGGGAGACGUGGACCAGUUCCCUCCGCCUGAGUCUUGGGGAAGCCUCUAGAAGCGGGCCAGGGAAGGUUGGGGUGCCAGAGGCUCAGGGGAGGCGGGCAAGGACUCCCAGCCCCUCCCCUCCGCAGGACCCCCUGCCCCCUGUUCCUGUCCUCUUCUGGUUAGGACCCACUUGGAACCUUGUGCCCCGGCAGACAGGAGCAGGGCCAGCUUCCCUCUCUGUAGCCAUACACACUGGGAUUUGGGGCUCUCCCUGGUGUUUCUCCAAUGACUAGCCCUUCCCCACCUUCCUCUCCCUCUCUCACCGAGCUAAACCCAGAAGGAGAGACCGAGGCCAGGACUCCUUUCCCCAACACAGCAGCCUCAUCUCUUGGCCAGGGACGUCCUGCUUUGUUCCGUGGAGAUGGGGGAGGGUGGCAGGGCGGUCCCUUCUGGGCUCUGGGAAGGAUUUGGGGGGCCUUGGGGCCCUCAGCAGCACUGUAGCAGUCCUGGGAAGGGGCCGGAGCCCUGCUCUCUUAUGCCUUAUGGGAAGGACUAGCCAUAACCCAGGGUGGCCUUAGCGGGCGCAGAGCCUCCCUUGGAGGGCCGGGGGGAGCACCCCAAUAGGAACUGGGUUGAAUUUGGGGUGUUUACCUCCAACUGUUUGCACUUCUCUGGUGUAGGGUUUGAUUUUCUUUCCUUUCAUUUGAGUCUGUCUCUGUCCACAGAGAGAGUGGAGAGUAUGGAGAGAAGGGGACCCCUGAAACUCCCUCCUUCCUCUACCUCCCAUGUGUCUCCCUUGCUGCAGCAUGGCUGAGAGGAGAUGGGCGAUGGGUGGGGCGGUCUAGGCCUAGGUCUCCAGAUGGGCUAGGGGAGGGGUGGCGGGCCCAGAUAUGCCUUGGGGGAAGAAUGGCCACCCGUGGGGCGGGGCUUCCCCAUGUAUGGCCUUGGGUCUUCUGGGCUUCUCCAUGUCUCUCUUCUGUCAGAGGCCUGCAGGAUUGCCUCCCAGGGCUGUGGCUUACGGGGUCAGAGGGACGUUGUACUGCAUUGAAUGUGGUGUAUUUAUGGGAUAUAAUAAAGAGUUCUUUCCUGGA